GCGCGCAGGCGCGCGGCCCCCUUUCCCUAGCUGCCGCUAAGGUGCUCGGUUCUUCCGAGGAAGCUAAGGCCGCGUUGGGGUGAGGCCCUCACUUCAUCCGGCGACUAGCACCGUUCCCGGCAGCGCUCGCCCAGCACCCACCCUCGCCAUGGCCUCCGUGUCGGAGCUCGCCUGCAUCUACUCGGCCCUCAUCCUGCACGACGAUGAAGUGACGGUGACGGAGGAUAAGAUCAAUGCCCUCAUCAAAGCAGCUGGUGUAAAUGUUGAGCCUUUCUGGCCAGGCUUGUUUGCAAAGGCUCUGGCCAAUGUCAACAUUGGGAGUCUCAUCUGCAAUGUAGGGGCUGGUGGACCUGCCCCUGCAGCUAGUGCUGCACCAGCAGGAGGUCCUGCUGCCUCCACCGCUGCUGCCCCAGCUGAGGAGAAGAAAGUGGAAGCAAAGAAAGAAGAAUCUGAGGAGUCUGAUGAUGACAUGGGCUUUGGUCUUUUUGACUAAACUGGCUCUUUUGUAACACAGUCAAUAAAAGCUGACCUCUGUU
Messenger RNA from Pipistrellus kuhlii (Kuhl's pipistrelle), 536 nucleotides. RefSeq names its product ribosomal protein lateral stalk subunit P1 (gene RPLP1). Gene Ontology annotation, molecular function: structural constituent of ribosome; protein kinase activator activity; ribonucleoprotein complex binding. The transcript has 4 exons. NCBI's taxonomy places the organism in Eukaryota, Metazoa, Chordata, Mammalia, Chiroptera, Vespertilionidae. Gene Ontology annotation, cellular component: cytosolic large ribosomal subunit; ribosome. Bases 149 to 493 code for a protein of 114 amino acids. The record is from RefSeq and is a predicted model, not a curated record. Gene Ontology annotation, biological process: cytoplasmic translation; translational elongation.